Styela clava is the source of this 4541-nucleotide messenger RNA. Lineage: Eukaryota; Metazoa; Chordata; Ascidiacea; Stolidobranchia; Styelidae. The record is from RefSeq and is a predicted model, not a curated record.
AUGUGGGCAAGGUACAUACUGCAACUUGCAAUUGCCAAUUCUUUAUUUCUUCUCACUAUACCGUUAAGUGCAUCGGAGAAAAUUAACCAAGCAUGGUUGUAUUCAACUGGAUUGUGCAAAGGAAAAGAAACAAUUCUCUUUCUCAAUUAUUAUGCUUCCAUCAUAUUUAUAACGAUUUUGAGUGUUGAUCGAUAUUUCUCGGUUUGCAAAGGAUUUAAAAAUGUUACAAAAAGGCGAUAUUGGAUACCUACCUAUGUCAUAACAAUCAUAACGUGGAUCUGUUCUAUUAUUAUUUGUAUUCCGAUAAUGCUUUACAGUGGAAAAUUUAAAUCAGGAAGUUAUGGAAGUUGCGUUUGCGCAUACGAUUUUCCUGAUCCGAAUAAAUUAACUGGUGAGGAUUUUUGCUUAGCAAAUAACUUCACGACCGCUGAGAAAUUGGAAGAUUGUCUUCGAUGGGCCCCGAAAGUGGGUCAAAGUGACAAUAAAUGCCCCGAAAAAUGGGGAAUAAAAGAAGAUAAUAUAACCGAAUAUGGAGACUACAAUAUGGAAUACGAUUAUUCUGGACAUGAACAAAUUCUUCUCGGAAACGAAAGCAGUUUCGACGAACUUACCUACAACGACGAAGCAACAGAUUUAAGUGACGUUUUGACUAUUGGAUGUCAUUACCACACCCAUGGAGAACCGCUCAAUAUUUUUCUUUACGUCAAUUUUUUCGUCAUGUUCCUACUUCCGUUUAUGGUUAUUUGUGCUGUAUACGUCACAAUUAUCCGGCGUGUCCGAAAUGUAGAUACAAAUUUACAACCAUCAAGAGAAUUUGCGAUAGCUUCCGUCUCAUUUCCGGAUGAUGCCAUGGGUCAAGAAAAACAGGAGGUUCAAAAGCGAACGAAUCGGCAACGACGCGUCACUGUGAUGUGUGGACUGAUAUUGAUAACAUUUGUCAUUUGCUGGUUGCCAUUUCAUGCAACACAUCUCGCGAAAAUUGUUGGAAUUCACGCCGAUUCGAAGAGUAAUAUCUGCCAGAACCUUGGAAUUAUGACGUCAUUAUUUGCAUACAUGCACGCUGCCAUCAACCCUUAUUUGUAUAUUUUUGCCAGAGGAACCAAAAAGCUUAUAAGGACAUUCGUUCGUGGGAAGCGUGAAAUGAUCAAGGCUACAACAGCAAUCACAAAAACCAUUGCAACUCAUUCGUCUUCCGCAACAUUUACUGAUACCAAGAACCCAAAGGAAACAGAAAUGAUAGGAAAAGACGGAGCAGCUUCACAAGGAGAAAACAAGCCGUUGCCACAAAUUUCAGAAGUUACCGUUCUGUGACCAAAACGGUCGCUCUUGUUCUGCGUUUGAAAACUUCAUUUGUUUAUAUAAUACAAUAACGCCAUAUCAAUACACCACCGUUUUUCCACCUCACAUGUCUUUUUUAUUAGAGUUUGUGAGACCAUAAUGCAGUAGUAUCAAAUCCUUACAAUACCUGUAGUCUGCGAUAGAACCCCAACAAGGUUUGCAAUUUUUAAUUUUGUGACGUAUGAUCGAUCGGUGACCUAAAUCUGUAAGCGAAUCUUAUGUGUUUUCAGUCGUCGUGCUGUUUAGCGAAAGUGGUGCACAUUACGGAUAAAUCUUUUUGAUUGGCAUACCACCUAAAAAGUUUGUAUGUAUGUAUGUUUAUUCGUCUCGUAACAGUGAUAAAUAAUAAAAUUGGCAAUUAUUAUUAUUUAAGACGAGAUGUAUGCACAAGACCUACCGGACUAAAACACAAAUGUGCGGCAUGCACUUCUUUUGACGAAUAUAAAACAAAAAACAUAAGAUUAAAUAUGUAUAAUAUGGUCCCUUAUAUAACCAGUUGUGCAAGGUGGGGCGAUGGGUCGGUUGGUGUGGUGAAAUUGGUAAGGGUGGAGUGUACAAAACUGUUUAUACAGGGGAGUUUAUAAGACAAUAUAUAUAAAUAGAGACAACACAACACCAAAUACAUAAUGAUGAAAUCAAAAUUUAGGCGUAAAUACAGCAAGUAAGUUCUCCAUUGGUAUAUAUAUAUAUAUAUACUCCUGGAAAGCACCCACGAGAUCGUUUGAGUCGUUGCAGUCGGGGACGACUCAAACUAAAUGCGGUUGCCCCUUACCGGAGAUAGUUCCGGUCAAACAAUGGUUCUUUUAACCCUUUUAGGUUAAAAAUUUUUAUACUUAUUCCGGGCAGCAAAAAUCCGAUAAGACAGCUUAAGCAUACGUGGAAGUCUUUCGUCAGGUUACCAGUUCAUGUCGAAUGUGAAAAAUAAGUCAUAUAUAUAUACGAACAUACGGCUGAUGGUUAAAACGUUUCUGCAUUAGAAACAUGUCGAUGUUAAAUCAGCAAUUUUAAAGAACUGUCAGAAUACUUUAGUUGUACAGCUGUUGGACAGUUUUGGCUUACCACCAAUAUACAUAUUUAUACAGUAUACAUAUUUAUCCCGGAAGAAAAAGGCGAUAGAACAGCUUAGUCAUACGACGAUAUUCGGCCUCUCGUCCGGCUCCCAGGUAACUUCACGCAUGGCAUUAGUUGGCCAGUUAUUGUUUUCGGAUGUACGGAUUACAUAUGUUAAAGAAGGCGUAAUCAACCAACCUCGCGUGAACUACGGCGAGGAGUCUAUUCAAUAAAUUCUCUCGCACAUGAUCAUCCCCCACGGGAUUCGAACCUGCGAACCCACUCAGGGUAACCAGAGGUGCGGUGGCAAGUGUAUUCCUAACGCCUAGCACGAUUGGCGUAAACGACGAUCCACACCUGUUAAUCUAUAUGCACCAACCUCAAAAUCUUCAUAAAAAUGUCAUAUCAUUCACCAAAAAUGUCCCAAGUUUCACUGCAACUAAAUUAGUAGAUCCAAUUCAAGUGUUUUUAAAUAUAUAUUCUCGAUAGAAAAAAGAAUAAUUAGUUUCCUCAUUUCUUGCAGCUACGAAAAAUCAAAUUUGUCAAUUUCAAAAAAUCUGAAAGAAAAGUUCCAUCUGUCGAUUAGAUACGGACAAAUACGUCGGUGUAGUUGAUAAAUUAUUUGGCACAAAUUGACAUAGUGAGAUGAGUUUUUAAAAUGUAUAAAAAUUUUCAAAUAUACUUUUAUUAAUGAACAAAUCAAAACUAAAAACAUUAAAUUUUUUUUUGUAAAUCAACAAAAUUAGAAUUGCAAAGAAUCAUUAUCUUUCAACAAAUAAAAUAUUACAAAACUCAAAAUAGGCCCAUUUUCAUUAAAUUAUUCCACUAUAUAAAAAGGCAUAACAAUAUCAGAUGCAAUUAGAUAUUUUCGAUAAGAGACUGAUUAGUGUCAUGAUCAAGCUGUAAUACAGUUAUCUUGAUUCUCAAAGGCAAUUUUUUCCAUUGGAAGACUUGUAUCAGGGAUGUGCAACCUUUUUUGUUGCUGGGCCAUAAUUAUGACCAACCUCAGACGCCUAGCUGUGCUCACAAUGCAAAAGGGCGAAAAAUUUAACUCAGCAACAAGAGUUGAAUAAAUAAAACAUGUAUUUUCACUCAUGUGGGCGCCUUUUUAAACAUAAAUUAUUUUAUUAAUAAAUUUUAUGCUUAGUGGGGAAAAAUCUCAGAGUUGACGAGGGCCACACUAAAUGACUUGGUGGGCCGGUUUGUGGCCCAAUGGCUGCCUGUUGCACACCCCAGAUUUAUAUGCUAAAGUGGUUCUCUGAAUAAAUCUUUGUUCAGAACAAAAAAGAAAAGACAUAGGUUUUAAUCCAACAGUUGUUUUUUAACAAUUUUCGAAAUGGGACAUCCAAUUAGUGUGAAGUUGUAUUGCUGAGAUUUUUGUCAUGUUUUCAUUCUUCUCUAUUAGUGGUUAAUCAACCAUCAUCGGGUUUUUCCAAAAAUCACCAAAACAGAGAAAACCAGAAAGUUUAGGAAACGCUGCAUCAGAUAUAGUUGAAUUUUUGUCAUGCAUCAAGGCUGAAUUUUUAGGAUAAUCAGUAAAUAAUACAGUACAGAACGCUUAUUAGAUCCUAUGUACUAUUUUUAAACUUCACGAUAAGUAUCCAACUGUAUAACAUAUACUAUACACACAUAAUAGUAAUUUGUUACAUGCUGAUUGCACUUUUUCUAAACAGGUACAAAGACAUUGAAAGCAUAUAUAUAAGCAAUAUAAAAAUCAAGAUACCGAAAAAUAACAAUGUACAAUGAUAAGAGAUAGAAAUUGUUCGUUAAUUAAGAAAUAAUAAAGCUCACUAAUUAUAAAUGAGGAGUGUAAAAUAGAGAGAGUAUAUCCGUGACCUUUCCAUAGAUCAAUUUAGCCUUCUUUAGGCAAAAUAAGAUAUAACUUAAUUAAUCAGCAAAUAAUUAAUUUGUGAAAAAAAGUUUUGUUUGUUAUUCAUAUUUAUCACCGUCAUACUAUCACGUUCAAGAAUCCUUGUGACAACGGCCAAAUACGGAUAUGCAGUGAGAAAUAAAUAAAGGUUUCAAUACACAAUAUUUCGGUACUGGUACAAAUUAUCCUCAGUUAAUUUUCGAAAUGAUUCUGAAAAAUAAAUCAAGGUUUACUGUCAGCAAUGUAUGUGAAUUUUCCGAUUAACCCUUCACAUAAUUUCACA